UAAAGUUGAAAUAUAAAAUCGAAAAUUUUAACAAAAUAAUAGCAGUUUUAAGCUACGGCAGUCCAUUUGUACGUAGAAGAUAAGUCAUCGGGACAAUUUUUUUUUUUUAUUUAUAGUACGUAACAUAAGCUUUAAUUUAACAUAUGAUUUAAGGACGCAGUAUUUCCGGAACAUUUUCAAAAGUUAAGUAGAAAAUGUUAGCUUUUAUAAAAAAGUUUGAUUCCUCUCUUGUGAGUAGUAAAUAGUCAGAUUUACAAAAAUAUUAUACAAAAUAAAAGCAAAAUACCUAAGGAUUCUAUUAAAAAAAAUGAUGUUGAUUUUCUAAUCAAAGUAAUCAAAAACAUUAAACUUGUCACGCACAAAUAUCAAUACAAUGUUGAACAUUUCAAAUCUAUUCUUGUCUACAAUUUUUAUACAAUGUUUUUACAUCGAUAAAAUUCAAUCAGAUAAGUUGUUGUUUGAAAACGAACAAUAUUUGGAAAAAGAAAUGAUAAAAGGAGUGUGGAGAAACAUCAGGACUGAUGGCUCUACAAUUGGUACUUCAUAUAAGGAUAUUCAGACAUGGAAAAAUGAUAACGUAACAGAAGAUGUAUGGAUGACGUGGCUUUAUCCUCACUAUAAAGAUGCCAUGGUGUACCGAUCAUUGAAAUAUGUAUAUGUAUUGGCCCAUUAUGGUAGUAUGGUUGUAGAACCAAUAAAUUAUGAUAAAACUAUUACAAAAUUUAGUACCGCGGUAUAUACUAUAAGUAAUUUUUUUGAGUUUAUUCUUUUAAAAAAUGAAGUCCUAGAAAACAUCAGAAAUAUUUCAGAAAAUUUCAAAUAUUUACCGAAAAAAGAAAAUUCCUUUCCACAUUUUGGAAUAGUAACACUUUUUAGUGAAAUAAUAAAAAUCAUAGAUAUUUUUUUUGAAGGUGAAAAAUUGAUACAACGUAUUAAUAAUGGGCGUUCUCUUGUACUCUUAGGAGGAAGCAAUUGGGAUACGUACGAAUCUAUAAUAAGUCAAAACUUAAUAGAUAACAAAUAUUAUCCUCCAACAGAAAUUAAAGACAAAAAUGAGGAAAUAAUUGAAGCUAUUAACAUUCUCAUUACUAACGUAGUAAAAGAAUAUAAAAUAUUUCUUCAUGCCAAUGAAAUUAACAAAGAAAAAUCUAUAAUAAAAAAUUUUAUUGUAUGAGUUUUUUUUUUAAUUUAAAGUCUAAAAUCUAAUUUACAAUACAAUUCCAUAGAUUUUUAAACAAUUAUCCUGUAAAUGCAAACACUUUUUUUUAGCUAAAAGUAUAUCAAUAAAUAGUAUUUGAUUUAUGAGUAUAAUUUUAGAAUUAAUAUUUAUUAUAGCAAUUAAUUAUAGUAUGAAAUUGAUAUUUAAUAAUUUAGUAUUGUAAUUUUUACUGAGAAAUUAUAUAGUAGUACUCUUAUGGCAAACGUGUAUAAAAAUUGAAGGGCUUGUUACAAAUGUAAUACAUUAUAUGAAUGUAAUAAUUCCUGAGAUAUUCAUAAUUUGUUAUAACAUCAAGUAUUUCAUUUAUUUGAUGAUCUUGUGAAUAAAGUAGUACUAGUACUAAUGAAAUUUUGAGUAAUAAUGCUGUUUCUGUUAUUGGAAAUGUGUUAUUAUUGUUUAUAAAAGCAAAAAGAAAUCUUUGUAUGUUUUGAGUUUUUUAUAUAUUAAUAUCGAGAUGUACUUCCUACUUCCUACUACGAGGGUUACUUCCCAAAGAAUAAGAGUUAUGAUAUUAAAAAAGUGAUAUUUGCACUUAAUGAUGUUAUUGCGAUAAUUAUUGAUUAUUUGUUUAAAAACAAACUUAACUACAGUAAUUAAUUCCUUUUUUGUUGGGUUGUUCAUUAAUAUUGGACUAGGUUCCGUCUAGCUGGUGCUCCGCCCCAGACCCAAGGCCCUACGAGCCUUACGCGCUUCCGCGCGUAAGC
This is a messenger RNA of Daktulosphaira vitifoliae (grape phylloxera), 1923 nucleotides long. RefSeq lists its product as uncharacterized. The record is from RefSeq and is a predicted model, not a curated record. Bases 374 to 1174 code for a protein of 266 amino acids. Lineage: Eukaryota; Metazoa; Arthropoda; Insecta; Hemiptera; Phylloxeridae. The transcript is spliced from 2 exons.